AUGACUAUGUGCUAUAUUCUUGUGGUCAAUCCCGUAAUCCUGGGCAGCGCAGAUCCUGACAGCCAGAUUUCUACGGAGACUAUCAUGACUGCAACGGCUGUGUCGUCGGCCAUCGGCUGCCUUGUAGUUGCCUUGUCUAGUGACGCUCCGUUGGGCCUAAUGCCUGGGAUGGGUCUGAACGCGUACUUUUCUUUUGGCAUCUGCCGGUCCUUCCACGUCACUUUUGGACAGGCGCUGAGCUGCUGCUUCGUCAGCGGCGCCGCGCUGCUGUUGCUGGCUGUUCUGGGAGUUUGCCAGUGGAUCGUCACCACAGUACUUUCGGAGCACUUGAAAAAGGCAAUCACUGUGGCCAUUGGCGUAUUCCAGGCGCUUAUUGGCUUCCAAGUGAUGGGUUUGGUUGUGGCUUCGCCGAACACGUUGGUGACGCUGGGCGAUGUAGGAUGGUCAAACAAGCAGCUAUACUUGGCCCUUAUGGGGUUCUGCUUGAUCUCGGCCAUGCUGGUCAGCAGACUGCACGGGGCUCUCCUUGUAGGCAUUUGCCUCAUGUCCAUCUGCGCGUGGAGCACUGGGCUUUCAGAAGCACCAGUGGGUGUAUUCAGCCUUCCGAGGUAUGAUGCUGGCUUCCUGUUGGAUUUCUCUUGCUGGGAUCCAGGAAGUGGCAAGCUUCAUGCAAUGAUCCUGGGCAGCAUGGUGCUGCUAUUUGUUGCCCUCUUCGAUCUGGCGGGUGUGCAGUACGGACUCAUGGGCAUUGCAGGACUUCUGCAAGAUGGGCACGUCCCCAGGAGUCAAUGCAUAUUCUCCAGUGCUGCCAUCGCCACCAUGUCGGGAGCAGUUAUGGGUACCAGUCCUGUCAUCAUUGCCAACGAGAGCAGUGCUGGCAUUGUCGAGGGUGCGAGGACAGGCCUGUCCGCUUUGGUGGUCUCUGGUCUGUUUCUUGUGUCCGCCUUUCUGACCCCUUUGCUGAGCUCGAUACCUCGGGUUGCCACUUCGGUGCCUCUGGUUCUGAUUGGAGCCUUCAUGAUGGCGCCCUGCAGAGGUAUAGACUGGGACAAUCUGCGGGCAGCUAUCCCUUCUUUCUUGACCAUCACGGUGGUGCCAUUCACAUACUCAAUCCAUAAUGGCAUCAUUGCAGGAAUUUUAAUGGAUGCUUUUCUGAUGGUUUCCGCAAAGAAGGACCUCCCAGCCGACCUCCCAACAGAUCCGCAUCUGCAACCGCUGAUACCACAGAGCGGAUCAAGAAUCCAAUCUCCUGUGCUUGAAAGGGUCUUCAGCACUCCACAUGCCAGCAUGGCCUUCGCCCCAGAGAAGGUCAACGAUCAGGUGGAGCAAGCUCAGCACCUCUUAGAACAACUGCGACGGAUGAAAACCUCGGGUCACGAGCCGGACCAGGGUGGUGGUCUCGAAAGUGGGGAGGACCGUUUGCUCUCGGCGUUGGAGGCCUACGUGCAGUCCCACAACAUGGUUGCCACCGGUCUACACUUGUGA
This is a messenger RNA of Symbiodinium natans, 1485 nucleotides long. NCBI's taxonomy places the organism in Eukaryota, Dinophyceae, Suessiales, Symbiodiniaceae. The record is from the annotation of a GenBank genome assembly.